GAUCACCGGCACACCGGUCACAGCAGCAUAAGAAUGGUUCAAUCGCGCAGUCGCACCUCGAUUGCGUUCGAGAUCAACGAACCGUGGUGGAUCCGUGCUUCAAGGAAUAUAGGUCUAAACGUGGAUUUCUGCUGCGCAAGUACACUUAACAAAGCCAUAUUGGAAGCCAAUGAGGCUGACCUCAAGCAGCUUGACAGAGCUCUCUAGCGCUCUCCCGCGACGAUGAAGCAUCAGCUCGUAUUCCCAGUUCACAUAAUGUUUGUACACAGCCCUGUCAACGGGCGAACCUCGAACCUCGUCUCCCCUGUCCUGUCGGAGUGCUUAGCGCACAAGAUCCUUGGAAUACAGCAAGGCCUGGUUGGUCAGCGCAUCGCAGAAGCCCUAGGGCUAGGGCUUGCUGGGCCUAUGGAGAAUACUGCCAAACUGAGAGCUCCUGCAAAGGGCAAGAAAUUGUGGACCAUAUGUAAAGCCUUCCGUCGAAAGAAGAUCCCAAAUAGCAAGCGGCUGGAAAGUCAAAUCGAGCAUCCCUACCGGUGUCAACCACGCAGGGGUGCUCUCCCAAGGCUCCACGAUUCGAGCACUAUCCUUGAUGGAUGGUCCGUCAACCUUUCCUCGCAAUCUUGUACAGAUGUGUAUGUAUGCAUCUCGUUUCCGAACCGAGCUGGGUCGAUGCAGCCGUGACCACAUGGGCGCUGCCAACACCGGGCGUUGACUUCUGGUCAUAACCAAGCAUUCCUCAGCCGCAUCGGUGAGCAUGCAAUGUCACAUGCAUAUUCUCACAGGUGGGG
Dissoconium aciculare CBS 342.82 is the source of this 788-nucleotide messenger RNA. RefSeq lists its product as uncharacterized. The transcript has a single exon. The coding region runs from base 223 to 681 and encodes 152 amino acids. Lineage: Eukaryota; Fungi; Ascomycota; Dothideomycetes; Mycosphaerellales; Dissoconiaceae. The record is from RefSeq and is a predicted model, not a curated record.